UAAAGCGGUCAACGAAGAUGCUGUUGAUGUCGCUGUUGCACAGCGGGAAGGGGAAAAUGGCUCAACGUCGCCGUCGAUCGAUUCCCCCGCCGCCGCCGCAGCAUUUCCCUUAUUCCCUGAAUCUACUCGCCUCCGUGCCGCUUCCAAUUACUCUGAACUUCUCCGCCAAAUCUGCCGUCCCUCGCCGAGCUGUAGUUGCCGUCAUCUUCCUCCUCGCGCUGGUGCUAUCUUGCGCCCUCCUCUACAAAGCUGCCGACAACAUCGGGAUACGAGGCCUACAUACGACUCACGUAUUCCGGUUCCUACAGGACAGCUCGGUUCCGUCGGACAGUGAGGAGUAUAGUCUUGAAAGAGUCCUGAUGGAUGCUUCUAUGCCCGGAAAAACAGUGAUACUGACAACUUUGAAUGAUGCAUGGGCAGCUCCAGGUUCCAUUAUUGAUCUCUUUCUCGAGAGCUUCAGAAUUGGAGAUAAAACCAGUCAAUUACUGAACCAUUUGGUGAUUAUCGCAUUAGAUCAAAAAGCAUUUUCUCGCUGUUUGGCUGUACAUUCCCAUUGUUUUGCCCUCAUCGAUGAAGAAGUUGACUUUUCAAGUGAGGCUUAUUUUAUGACUCCGGACUACUUGCGGAUGAUGUGGACAAGGAUUAAUUUUUUACGGUCUGUUCUCGAAUUGGGCUACAACUUUGUAUUCACGGAUGCAGAUGUUCUGUGGUUCAGAGAUCCCUUUCCUGAGUUUGAUCCAGAUGUGGACUUUCAGAUAGCAUGCGAUCAUUUCACAGGCAUCCACGAGGACAUAGAAAACAGACCUAAUGGAGGUUUCAAGUUUGUAAGAUCAAACAACCGGUCGAUAGAGUUUUAUAAGUUCUGGUACUCAUCACGCAAAAGGUACCCAGGAUUACACGAUCAAGAUGUUCUUAACAGAAUUAAGAAUGAUUCCUUCACCAUUAAUAGUGGGAUAAAGAUGAGAUUCUUGGAUACUGCUCUCUUUGGUGGUUUUUGCGAGCCCGGCCAAGAUCUAAAUGAAGUCUGUACUAUGCAUGCAAACUGUUGUUUUGGCUUAGAUAGCAAGCUCCAUGACCUCAGGAUCUUACUGGAAGACUGGAAAAACUAUUUAUCUCUCCCACCGACUUCAAAACUAUAUGUGCCGUCUUGGAGAGUUCCUCAAAAUUGUCGCCUAGAUGUUGAUAAACCACAUAUGGAGGCUGACAUAUUGGAUGAUUGACAUUUUGAAAUGUCAAGUCAUGACUUGGUGAUCAAAUUAGAUAUGCUCAUUCCUCUUAAAGAAAGGGUUUAUGCUUCACUUAUGCGAUUAGCAUUCUACAAUGCAAAUCUGUGUUCUGCCCGCAGAAUGUCUUUCCGCCGUAUUUCAUCAAUCCCCAAAGAUAAGGAUGCUUGACCUAUAUAUUAGUUAAUGUUUUAGGCCACCCUUCCAUAAGGAAUGAUCUGCUGGUGCAGGGGUGACUUGUCAUGGUUCAAAUUGUAACUGCGGAUUUUCAUGUGAUCUGCAAUAUUUAUAUCAUUUUUAAUACAAACAUGCUGUUAUUUAUAUUAUACUCUCUCCGUCUCGGAACAAUAAUUUUGGUUGUGUUGGACACGAGAUUUAAGGAAUAUUGAUAUUAUAUUGAUUGCGGGUAUUAGUGUAAAAAAUAUUUUUGCCGCAGUUGGAAUUGUAUAAUAAUAAUGAAAGAGUAAGAGUAGUUAUAUAGUGAUAUUAUUUAUGGAAAUAAAACUAUUGUAGUGUGACGGAUGGAGUAUGUGUUAUCUGUUGUUCAAAUUAUUGUUUGGUUGCUCAAAUUGGGCAUGCCAACAGCGUUCAUGUUGCUUGUAGUUAGUUAUCGCAUGUACUGAGAAAAUGAAAGUAGUGUAGCUUGGGCUGUUAGUUCUCUUCAAAAAGUCGUGUUUUU
Molecule: messenger RNA, 1902 nt
Organism: Andrographis paniculata
Lineage: Eukaryota; Viridiplantae; Streptophyta; Magnoliopsida; Lamiales; Acanthaceae
Exons: 4
Coding region: 18-1220 (400 amino acids)
Source: RefSeq, a predicted model, not a curated record